This is a messenger RNA of Phragmites australis (common reed), 1389 nucleotides long. RefSeq lists its product as uncharacterized. NCBI's taxonomy places the organism in Eukaryota, Viridiplantae, Streptophyta, Magnoliopsida, Poales, Poaceae. Bases 204 to 989 code for a protein of 261 amino acids. The record is from RefSeq and is a predicted model, not a curated record. The transcript is spliced from 3 exons.
GACAGAAGCAGCGCGGGAGGAUAGCAAUUGGCCUAAACGGGAAACUGGCCCUCGAGUGUCCGUGGAGUGUGAAGGGAACACCCCGGACCUCGCCUCCCCACUCCGGCCACUCCUCUCCCUCUUCUUUCUCCACUCCGGCGAGCUGAUCACCUCCUCCUCCUCCCAUUUUUCUCCCUCGCCACCGGCGAGCUCCGUGCCUCCACAUGUUACACCCUCGACUAGACAUGCUCCUACUCUUCUUCGUCGUCGUGACGGCCAACCCCGGCGUCGCCUUCGCGGAGGACACCACGGGCAUCCACCACCCGCCUCUGCUCGACUGCUCCCCGGCGCCCGCGCCGUACAGGAACGACGACAGCGCGUUCCGUGCCAACUUGGCCUCGGCCCUCGGUGCCAUCCCCUCCGCCGCCGCGGCCGCGCCAAAGGGCUUCGCCACCACGCGGUCCAGCGGGGCCGGUCCCGACCGCGCCUUCGUGCGCGGCCUCUGCUUCGGUGCGAACGGUUCUUCCUCGACCGACGCCUGCCUCGCGUGCCUGUCCGCCGCUGCCAGGGACGUCACCCGCGGCUGCGGCGGCGUCAGCCGGCGCGCCGGCGUCUGGCGGGCCGGGUGCUUCCUGGCGUACGCGGACACCGACGCCUCGUCGGCCCGCGAGGACUUGUUCCACGGCUGGUUCUACGCCGGCCAGAACGCGACGGCGACGCCGCCUGAUCCCGUGUGCACGGGCGAACGCACAGCGGCGGACUGCGCCCGGUGCUUCGACGACUCUGCGCGAGCGGCGGCCGCCCUUGGGUGGCUGCCGAGGAUUCACGGAGAGGAGGUGCUGGUGGUCGGCUACACCUGCUUCCUCCGCGUCCAGAUAUCCGUGCUGCCGCACGGGUCGGGCUAUAUGAAUAGUCGAGGCUUUUUAUUCGCCGUAUGGAUGCUGAUAAUCGUUGCUGUUGCAGCGAUAAUACUCGGACUAACAUUCCUCGCGAUCUUGCAUAACUUGUAAGGUAGAUGGGGAAUUUUCUAUGUGAUGCACACUACCUGCAUUGAUGCCGUCAGAAGAUGUUGUGCUGCUCCUGUAACUUCAUUUUCAUGCUAUAUGUAUGCAUCUGAGGUAACUGCCACUGUUAAGUUCAGUAUGUUCAUUCAUGUCUAUUAUUGCAGGAGACUUGAGGAAAUAAAACUAAUCUGUAUAGUGGGUGUGUCUUGGUGGAGACAUGAGAAAGCGAAAAUCCAACGAGUUGUAUAACUCGCCGAUGCGUUGCUGAGAGAUGAACUGAACUGAGGAGGUACUGCUAGUAUUCAACUACCGUGGCUUGUUUGGAACACAAAUUUAGACUUUGUUGCCACAGAAAUUCAGGAGUGGAUGUCUCGUUUCGUUGGAAGUUCCUGAACUCCAACCGUUG